AUGAAUUCAGCCGACGGCGAACCUCUGGAGACUUUCCGGCCUGGAUAUCCCAGAUAUUCAGCGUUAUUGAGCACACACGCAUCAUUUCAGAAGUUCCGUCGAUUCACAGAAGUGCGGAUGCGACUUCUGUUGCUAAAACAAGACGAAAUAUCUGUUCUCGAGCAAGCGCUGAGCCGUGCCGAUGCCGAUGAACCCCAUGGGCUAUUUUUAGGUUGCGCUCGUCGUGACCAGAAUUCUACUCGCAAAAGAAUUCUGGACGAGCUGAGAACGCAUCUCGCCGAAUAUGAUACCAUGUUGCAGCAGAGCCAAUGGGUCCAGUCCCUGUCUGACUCCAGUGCAAGGGAUAUUCAAAGUCUGCAGAAUUGGGUGCAAGGAACCGGCUGUAUCGCGCGAGAAGAAAGGGAGUACCUGGAUCAUGGCCAAGACCUGGCGAGUUUGGUGACGCCCCCUGAUAUUGCCGUCGAGCGUACAUUGCCUUUGUUGGAAGACUUUCUAUGCUUUCUUCAACGGACAAGUCGAAGAGUGUGUAUUGCCCUAGCCCAUGUUUUCAUUCUACUCAUUAUGGAAGAUAUAUUUCCUCCUCCUGUGGUCAAUCAAGGCCAGAAAGGAAGAAGAGAGAUAGGAUGGAAGAAGAACCGUUCAUCAGCGCCGCAUAUUAAUUUUAAAGGCAAUGCUUAUAUUACUGUCGACUGA
Molecule: messenger RNA, 693 nt
Organism: Aspergillus brunneoviolaceus CBS 621.78
Lineage: Eukaryota; Fungi; Ascomycota; Eurotiomycetes; Eurotiales; Aspergillaceae
Exons: 3
Coding region: 1-693 (230 amino acids)
Source: RefSeq, a predicted model, not a curated record